AUGAGCGACGCCGACAACUAUUUCGGCCCGCAGGUCAACGGCUACUUUGACUUCACCGUACUCUUUGAGCAGAGCAUAUUGUCCAUCCUGCCCACCGCCCUUCUCAUCCUCCUUGCUCCGGUUCGCAUCACCUGGUUGCUUCGCAAUGACAUCCGUGUUCGAGCUGGAAAGCUGCUAUGGUUGAAGCUGGUCGCAAUUUCUGUGUUCCUAUGCCUCCAGAUCGUUCUCAUAGCACUCUGGUCCAUACCAUCAACACCUAGAGCUCGCACCUCGGUCGCAGAAAGCGCGCUGGGCUUGAUCGAAGCAAUCGCCCUCGGUGCUCUAUCCUACACGGAGCACAAGCGUUCCAUCAGGCCUUCGGCACUCAUCGGCCUGUAUCUUUUUCUUACCAUCGUCCUCGACAUCGCGCAAGCCAGAACACUAUGGCUCAGAGACGGUCUGAGCUCGGUCGCGGGCGUCUUUACUGCCUCUUUGGUAGUCAAGGUGGUCGUUCUCGCUCUUGAAGAGACUCCCAAGCGAGUUCUUUUGGCCAGCAGUGAGAAAGAUGUUGCCGUCGAGUCCACCACCGGUGUCGUCAGCAGAAGUCUCUUCUGGUGGCUCAAUUCGUUAUUCUUCCAGGGCUUCAGGCUUCUCAUCGGUCUUGAGGAUCUGGGUGCCAUCGACCCCAAAUUUGACUCGGCGCGCCUGCUUGGCAUGCUAGACAGAGCGUGGGCUACAAGUAAGAAGAAUAGCAAGUGGAGCUUGGUCAUCAGCACGUUCUGGGCAUACAGAACCACUUUCCUCGCUGGUGUUUUGCCCCGUCUUUUGUUCGCGGGCUUCACGUUCGCCCAACCGCUGCUCGUCAACCGCAUAGUCAACUUCGUCGGGAGCCCGUGGGGAGAGGACUCAAGAAACGUAGCUGCCGGCCUGGUCGGCGCUACAGCUUGCAUCUACGUCGGACUUGCCAUAUCUCGAUGCUGGUACCAGCACAUGACAUUCCAGCUCGUAACCCUCUUCCGCGGCGGACUCGUGUCGCUCAUCUUCAAGAAGACCUUGGAUCUAGACGCGUCGGCGAUCAAAGACUCCGCGCCAGUCACGUUGAUGAGUGUCGACAUUGAGAAUAUCGCCGUGUCUUUGACGUUCAUCCAUGAUAUCUGGCCUGCGGUUGUUGAGCUUCCAAUCGGGAUCUACCUCCUGUACCGUCAAGUCGGACCACCUUGCUUCCUCCUUCUCAUCCCCGGACUUCUCUGCACUGCGGUUACCACAAAGUUAUCUGCGCGCAUGGCCCCGGCUCGUGUUGCGUGGAACGAAGGCGUUCAGAAGCGUAUCUCAAUCACAUCAUCACUGCUGAACCAGAUCAAGGGCGUCAAGAUGAUGGGUCUCGCAGACCAUUUCUCCAGCAUAGUGCAAAAGUUUCGCAUCACGGAGCUGAAGCUCUCCGUCAAGUUCAGAGUUCUUAUCACUUUUCUCAGUGUGAUUGUUGGAGCCGCCGAUCAAAUCACACCCGUGGUCAUCAUCGCCGCCGCCGUCUUCUGGACUCGGGCCGAACAAGGCUUGAGCAUAGCCGAGGCCUUCACUGCUCUGUCGAUUAUCGUUCUCGUGUCUGCCCCCUUUAUGAAGUUGAUCGUUUCCAUCAUUCAGCUCGUGGGUGCUCUUGGCUGCUUUACCCGGAUCCAGGAGUUCCUUCUCUUGGACGAACUCGAAGACCGACGGGAGAUCUUGACCAACUCUGAGAAGUCCUCGCUGGACUCUACGCGGCUGCCGCCCAGCCUCCACGGGUCAGACUUGCAACCCCUGACCCCAAGGCAUCAAGUCUCAGCUAGCAAUGCGGUCGAGUUGCAGUCAUUGAGAGCUACGACUCUCCCGGCAUCCGUCGAACUGGGCAAGCCACUUGUCAGCAUCAAUGAAGCGAAGUUCACUUUGAAAGACGGCACCGAGAUCCUAAGGGAUAUCUCACUUGUGCUGAAGAAGGGCUCCAUCUCCAUGCUUGUUGGCCGUGUUGGCUGUGGCAAGUCUUCUCUCCUCAAAGGUAUACUCGGCGAGUUGGUGAUCUCUUCCGGCACCGUGACUCUACAUACCUCUUCCGUUGCAUUCUGCGACCAAGCCGCCUGGCUGCGCAAUAUUUCCGUCAAAGACAACAUCAUCGGCCAAGUCCCUUAUGAUGCCGCUUGGUUCUCGGCGGUCGUCCGCGCAUGCAGCCUGGACCAGGACAUUGCUUUGUUUCCCAAAGCUGAGGAGACUCUUGUUGGCACUGGCGGGGUGGCUUUGAGUGGUGGGCAAAAACAACGAGUGGCACUCGCUCGCGCUGUAUACUCUCGAAAAAAGCUGCUCCUUCUUGACGACGUCUUCAGUGGUCUUGACAAUAGAACAUCAAAAGCGGUGUUUCAACGCCUGUUAGGGCCUAAUGGUCUUCUUCGACAGGCUGGCAUGACCGUGCUCCUUGCCACCAACCAUGUGAACUUUCUUCAUGCUGCCGAUUGCAUCACUAUGAUCGAAGAUGGUACCAUUAUCCGUAACCAAAUCGCUUUCGACUCUGUACCACGGUCUGUGUGGGGUCAUCUCGCUCAGGACGUGAAGGGCAAGGAGCUUGCAGAAGAUGACGAUCAUGAUGCCGAAGAGCCGACAGAAGAUGAAGCGAAGACCAUCAAAGUAGAGGCUCCAGUACCAACUAAUGCCAGGGUCACCGAGGCACAGCUCACGAGACAGACCGGUGACACCGAGGUCUAUAAGCUCUACUUCAGCUCCAUCGGGUGGCGGAUGUUAGGUCCCUUCAUAUUCAUGGUCGUUUUGUACGUGGGCUUUACCAAGCUUCCCCAGAUUUGGCUGCGAGUGUGGACAGAAGAGGGCACGAACGAACGUCCGGCCAUGUACUUCGGUAUCUACCUCAUGUUCGCUUUGCUCUAUCUCGUCAUGAACGCCGUCUCCUUGAGUUUCUGGAUGCUCACCGUGGUUCCUCGAUCCGCACGUCAUCUCCACCAGAUGCUCCUUGACGCUGUCCUCGCUGCCCCUCUAGUCUUCUUCACAACAACAGAUAGCGGCGUGACUCUCAACAGAUUCAGUCAAGACAUGACUCUCAUAGACCACCGCCUUCCCAUGUCCGCCUUUGCAACCCUCCACACCUUCCUCCUCGUCAUUGCCGAAACAGCCCUCAUCGCCUCCGGCGCAUCCUACUUCGCCGCCCUCAUCCCCCCUUCCUUCAUGGCCCUCUACCUCCUCCAAAAAUACUAUCUCCGCACCUCCCGUCAGCUCCGUCACAUCGACCUCGAAGCCAAAUCUCCUCUGUUCACCCACUUCACCGAGGUCCUCGCCGGCCUACCCACACUCCGCGCCUUCUCCUGGCGUCCGGCCAUGCUGCGCGAGAGCCAGACUCUACUGGACGCAUCGCAGAGGCCGUACUAUCUCUUCUUCUGUGUCCAGCGCUGGCUUAAUGUCGUCCUGGAUCUCUUUGUUGCAGGAAUGGCGCUCUGCCUGGUUGCUUUCGCAUUGCAUUUCAAUAACACUACUACCAAAGGCGCCAUCGGUCUGGCAAUGGUCAACAUCAUCAGCUUCAACCGGACGCUUGCUGAAUUCAUCGAGAUGUGGACUAUGCUGGAGACGAGCUUGGGGGCUAUUACUAGGCUCAAGUAUUUCAUUGAGCACACCCCUCGCGAAGACCGAGAGUGCGAGAAAGACAUGCCCCCUCCGUCUUGGCCAGAGAACGGCAAGAUUGAAAUCGGCAACGUGACUGCAGCUUACAGCGACGAAACCGAUCCCGUCGUACGAGACGUGACUCUUGCAAUCCAGCCUGGUCAGAAAGUCGGCAUCUGCGGCCGCUCGGGCAGCGGCAAAUCUUCCCUCCUCCUGACCCUCCUCCGUCUUCUUGACACUGACCCCAGCGGCACUAUAUCCAUUGACUCCGAAUCCCUGACAACCAUGUCUCGCAACAAGAUCCGCACGUCCCUGACAACCCUUCCUCAAGACCCUGUUCUCUUGCCCGGCACAGUCCGUGACAACAUUGAUCCCGCAGGCCACACCCCUGACGCUGACCUCAUCGACGUCCUCCGCAAGACUCGUAUCUGGGACGCCCUGGAGUCUCGAGGUGGACUUGAUGCGGAAAUGUCGGAGGCAGGACUUUCAGCUGGACAGAAGCAGUUGUUUUGUCUUGCGAGAGCGGUGUUGAAGCAUGGACAUGUGGUGUUGUUGGACGAGGCGACGAGUAAUGUUGAUCAUGGAACUGAUGAGGAUGUUAGGAGAGUGGUGAUGGAGGAGUUUAAGGGGAGUACUGUUGUGGAAGUUGCUCAUCGUUUGGAAGCCAUCGUCGGAUAUGAUGUCGUUGUUGUUAUGCAUGAGGGGAGAGUUGUGGAGGUUGGAGACCCGAGGGAAUUGUUGGAGAAGACCUCCAGAUUUAAGGGGUUAUGGGAUAGUCGCGCGGCCUAG
Messenger RNA from Colletotrichum siamense, 4395 nucleotides. RefSeq names its product ABC transporter atnG (gene atnG-3). Gene Ontology annotation, cellular component: membrane. Gene Ontology annotation, biological process: transmembrane transport. NCBI's taxonomy places the organism in Eukaryota, Fungi, Ascomycota, Sordariomycetes, Glomerellales, Glomerellaceae. Gene Ontology annotation, molecular function: ATP binding; ABC-type transporter activity; ATP hydrolysis activity. The record is from RefSeq and is a predicted model, not a curated record. The coding region runs from base 1 to 4395 and encodes 1464 amino acids. The transcript has 12 exons.